Cetraspora pellucida is the source of this 459-nucleotide messenger RNA. NCBI's taxonomy places the organism in Eukaryota, Fungi, Glomeromycota, Glomeromycetes, Diversisporales, Gigasporaceae. The record is from the annotation of a GenBank genome assembly.
AUGUUUAAGAGAAAAAAUGUAAAUGUAAGAGUGAGUGAUGACGAGGACUCUGAUUAUAAGGCCAAGGAUCAAGAUGAUAUGGAAAACGAGGCUGAGUCAGACAAACAAGAAAGUGACGAACCAAAACAAAAAAAAAAAACUUCGAAAGCUAAAAAAGCAAAGACCAAAAAACAUGAAGACGAGGACAGUGAUGACAGUCCCGCUCCAAAGAAGUCUAAAGGUCGAAGCAAUAAAGAUGAUCGUGGAGAAAAUGAUCAGGGUGAAGCAUAUUUCAAGAAAAGACGUGUCACUGUUCGUGAAUUUAAGGAAAUGAUUUUGGUCGAUAUUCGUGAUUACUUUAAACAAAACGGAGAAUAUCUUCCAGGAAAAAAAGGCAUAAGUUUGCAAGUUGAUCAAUGGAAUAAGCUUAAGGAAUUUGUUGAUGACAUCGACGCCGAGAUCAAAAAGUUAAAAGAAUGA